GAAUGGCUCAUGUAAGCGUUGCACAGCCUACCCGACGUACAACAGAUGAGAGGCUACUGGCGUGAUCUACAUACCAAAGCACCCCAAGACGGGGUCUUGCAAGACUUAAGCCUAUUCUUUGAUGGGCUCCCCAAUGAAGGCGUGAGUCAGGUAGAUAGGGCCCAGGAUCCCACAAAGCCUUCUCAUCUUCUUGGAGUACCAUACGAGAUUGCGCUUCACAUCUUCACAUUCCUCGACUUUGAAACCCUACGCGAUGGCAUGAGCCUCACAAGCCGUAAUAUUCGACAUGCUUGCGGCGAUAUUCUUUUCCGGGCUUUCAAAUAUCGUGCUGUACUCUGCAGCAACGACUUCGGGGAGCUCCAUCAGUUCACGAAUACCUCUUUGGCAUCCUUGGUCAAGCAUAUAACUCUCCAGGUCACUGGCCCCCGCUCUAUUCGCCAUGUGAAAGGGGGGGAAGCGCGGAGAUCUCUCGAAACACUAAUAGAUAUACUUUCCAAAUUCCCACAUCUCAUCAAGUUGGAGCUGGCUGGUGUUCACAAACUUCUCCUGGAGAGUUCCCCCACCGUGUGGACCUCCUUCGGACAUCACCAGCUUGAAAGCGUUACGUUAUCUAUGCGUGACGAUAUCACACAAUUAAAGUGGGGACGUUUUUUGACCUCACAGCCCUGUCUUCAGCACUUAGCGAUCUCCAAUGCCAAAACUUUUGAUAUCCCCCCUAUCCCCUCACUCAAAACCGUGGAGAUCAAUUCGGUCUGGGGGAAUAUCCGCUUUCCCAACGACAUGUCCACUCUACAUGCAUUGGAAUACCUCUCCGUCAAACACGUCACCAGACUCUCCUUGUCAGACCUACCAUCUUUAAAAAGACUUGAUUGUUACUCGAUCGACACAUUGAUCACACAUUCGACACUCCCAAAUCUUAAGGACGUUCGUUUGAGUGGGAUAAGCGACUUCAUUUUCCCCCCAACUCCACUCCCUUCCUUGUCGCGAAUCUGCAUAGACGGUGCCCAACAACUCCUUGCACGUGGAUGUACAACGCUCCAUUCCGUGGAAUUGUGCCGCUUCUGGGGGAUUCUCCCCGAUCUGAACGUGCUAAAGGAUUCUGCAUCAUCACUACGUCACCUCAUUUAUGAAAUCCCCGAGCCACAGGACGUGGUCCCGCCGUCCUACUAUCGAAUUACCGAAACAUUCACUUGUCUUAUUAGUUUGACCGUCCGAUUCAGCGAUGCUCUGCUUCGGCUACACUGGCCCCCUUCCGCGCAGAAGUGCCCUACCAGCUCGUUACUCGGCCUUUUGCAAUCAUUAAAGCACCUUGCGAUAAUUAACUGGGACGUCAAAGUAUUGCGCGUGGACCCCCAGUCCGAUCCGACGACACAGGAGGUUGUAGAUUGGCUCGAUAACUUCGCAAUGGGCUGUAUGAACGCUGGUCCCUCGCUCCUCGAUGUCGACUUGAGUUGUCAUCGCUACAUCAGUCCCCCCGAGGACCAUGAUGAACCUCUAUACUGGAGGAGAAUGCAUACCAGGUCCUCCGUCGAACAACCUUUUGCUUUGAAUGUGUCCUAGAUCGAUGGCACGUCCUGGACGUGGUAACUGCACCCCCAGCUAAGGGGACGCUGAGACAAACAGUAAAUACAAGGCAUAUGCCACGCUCCACCGUUGCUGCUGCCCACUCGUCAAUGUGUAGGAAUUUCACAGUAUUUGUCUGUCCUCCAGUGCUUGCCAGGGUGAUACGCUGGUGUACAUGAAUCAGUCAACAAGAUAAUCAAC
Cantharellus anzutake is the source of this 1764-nucleotide messenger RNA. RefSeq lists its product as uncharacterized. Gene Ontology annotation, molecular function: protein binding. NCBI's taxonomy places the organism in Eukaryota, Fungi, Basidiomycota, Agaricomycetes, Cantharellales, Hydnaceae. The record is from RefSeq and is a predicted model, not a curated record. The coding region runs from base 46 to 1560 and encodes 504 amino acids. The transcript is spliced from 3 exons.